Molecule: messenger RNA, 1350 nt
Organism: Lycium ferocissimum
Lineage: Eukaryota; Viridiplantae; Streptophyta; Magnoliopsida; Solanales; Solanaceae
Product: SWR1 complex subunit 2
Exons: 10
Coding region: 67-1095 (342 amino acids)
Biological process (GO): chromatin remodeling; regulation of DNA-templated transcription
Cellular component (GO): nucleus
Molecular function (GO): ATP-dependent H2AZ histone chaperone activity
Source: RefSeq, a predicted model, not a curated record
CACCAAUUGUCUGUUCAUAACCAAAAUCAAGAUUCUCAAAUCCCAUUUAUUGGAAGAAUUAGAGAUAUGGAGAAGAGUAAUGAGGAAAAUGUUGCUUUUCUUGAUCGUACUUCUCGUGCUACCAGAGGCAAACGGAUGACCAGAUUGUUGGAUGAUGAAUUAGAAGAGGAUGAACUUUUCUGGAAUCAAGAAGCUCUUAAAGAUGAAGAGAAUGACAUUGAAUAUGAAGAGGAAGGGGAAGCUGUUGAUGUUUUCGACAGUGACUUUGAUGAAGAUGAACCCGAGCCUGAUGAUGAAGGAGAAAAGGAACCAGAUGAGAGGGAACGGACCAAAAAGCGAUUGAUCCCUCCAGGAAGACCAUCUGCAAAGAAGAAAAAGAAAAAGAAAAACCUUACCAAGUCAGAAAAGGAACCCCAAGAAAAUGAAGAAGCUCCAGAUCAGUCCACCCCUUCUGAACAUCAUGAUGCUCAUGAUGAUACUGAAGCAGAAAGAACAAUUAGGAAAUCAACAAGAACAGCUGUCAUUGUAAAGCAAGCUGAAAGGGAAGCCAUUUGUGCAGCCAUGCAGGCAACAAAGAAGCCUAUAAAAAGAAAAAAGGAAGGUGAGGAAAAGAAGAUGACUCAAGAAGAGAUGCUUCUCGAAGCAGCUCAAACAGAGGUCAUGAAUCUGAGGAAUUUAGAGCGGGUUUUAGCAAGGGAAGAAGAAGUCAAGAAAAAGGCUAUCGUGCAUAAAGCAGUUUAUACUGGCCCUCAGAUUCGAUACAUAUCCACAAAUGGUUCUACCUAUCUAGAGUUUGUCAAUGGAGCAUCUUUCAGUAAACAGAUCUCAACAACAUCCCCUCCAUGUAUCGUGACCCGAAGACUGGGCUUCCAUAUGCAACUAAAGAAGCAUUUAAGAUCAUUCGUCAACGACUUGCUGAUGAAAGUAGCAGGGCUCGGGAGGAAAAGCAUAAUGAUGAGUUGUCUCGGGCGAUUUCUGGGCAAGGAUUUACCUCGAGACGAAAGAGGUCAACAAUUCAAAAUAGUAGACAAACGCCAUAUUCACGAGUAUUUGCUCGUUUCUGCAAGUUUCCUGCUGAUGACAUCAUUUCUGUAGAUUCAGAAUAGAUACUAUGUACACUCUAAUUAUCUUUAUUUCUAGUCUAGGUUUGUAGAAAUGCAGAGGUAGCUUGUUUUGAUAGAUUAGCUUGUAAAAUCACUCAAGAAAUUUGAAUGACCUUUAUAUGAAAAAUGGAGCACCUCGCAUGUAACCCAUCUGAACCUACCAAGGUAGGGCUUACUCUGUCUCAUUUUACGUGAAGAUGUAAGGUGUUUGGCACAUAAUUUAAGAAAAAAAAGAUUCUUUUGAGAA